UGACUCUAUUGCUUACACCACCAACUCUCUCCAGAGGCGCAGGAAAGGGCUGGUCCUAACAGGACUGCGCACAGGUGGCUCUGGAUCCAUCCACUCAAAGAACAAGUCGAGCCUCAUGAUUGGCCCGCCACAGAACUUCCGACAGAUCUCAUCCAUUAUUGAUGUUGACAUUUUACCUGAGUCACAUAGGCGGGUCCGACUCCACAAGUACGGCUCCAACAAACCUCUGGGCUUCUACAUACGGGACGGUGUGAGCAUACGGGUGACGCCACAGGGUGUGGAGAAGGUUCCAGGAGUCUUCAUAUCUCGUUUGGUUAAGAGUGGGCUCGCAGAGAGCACAGGAUUAUUAGCCGUUAAUGAUGAAAUCCUCGAAGUUAAUGGCAUCGAUGUAGCAGGAAAAUCUUUGGAUCAGGUCACAGAUAUGAUGGUGGCCAACAGUCACAACCUGAUUGUGACUGUGAAACCAGCUAACCAGAGGAACAAUGUUGUACCUCGUGGAAGUAAAAACUCAAUGGGUCACUCUGGUUCUGUGGGCUCUGGUGGGUCCAUAGGCUCGGCUCUAUCACAUGACUCCCAAAGUCCUGCCUCCCACAGCAACCCUAUCACUGCAAGCAGCAUCGCCGAGGGAGACAGUUACGAGGAAGAUGAUGACGGUGAUGUCAUUCUGGAGAACGACUGCCUGCCGACCUAUAGAUCCCAUCCAGGUACUAACAGCAACAGCAGCACUCUUAACAGGGACUCACCUCACCAAGGGCAACACAGCUCCAUCCCACAGAGUGUGUCAAUGCCAAACAGCCUCGCCGCAGCCCUGAGUCACAGCUCCACCAUGAUGUCCCAUCACAACGGGGGCUCUGCCCACUCUGUCGGCAGCAGCCAGGAGAGCAUGAAAGAAGAUGGCAACGUAAUAACACUGUGACAUGGAACCACAGCAACAACUUCUGACUGUGGAAAAUUAAUGACUUGAUGUUGUAAACUUGAAAGCUGAUAUGAGGUUCAGUUCCACCUUUACUUUCAAAUGUUCUCCCUUUAGAACACAGACAUUGUUGUGAACAGUGUCAUUGGACCUCUAUCUGCCAUGGUGGACUUGAUCACUUUCCAGAGAACAAGUAUCAAACUGACAGGCUACAUGGAGCUGGAGCUCUCUGUGAAACUUUACUAUCAGGUUCUGUAAGCAAAGAGUAAUUAUGUAUUCUUUUAUUAUAGUGAAGUAACUCUAUGGAAAUUAUUUUAAUGAUAUUUUGAACCGCUGAGUAUGAACUAAGAUCAGAAAAACGUUAAUCAAUAAACCAGUAUAGCAACCUCUAUGUGACGUUAAAGGAAGUCAGCAAACUUUUUAAGACUUGUUGUUCUCAUCAUUUUUAUGUUAACUUCCGAUCAAAUAAAUGUUAUAUUCAUAGGCUGUGAAACUCAGUGAUUUAAAUUAUAUGUCUUAUCAUUUUAUGUUAUUGUUUCAUUUGUGAUGCUUAUAUGUUAUGAGAUCUACAGCACACAUGAAAAAAGUUCUGCUGUAUUAAUGUUUGACCAACAAUCAUUCCCAAUAUCCAAUUACAUAUAUUAUUGACCCAA
Fundulus heteroclitus (mummichog) is the source of this 1566-nucleotide messenger RNA. RefSeq names its product par-6 family cell polarity regulator alpha. Gene Ontology annotation, cellular component: cell cortex; nucleus; apical plasma membrane. The transcript has 4 exons. Lineage: Eukaryota; Metazoa; Chordata; Actinopteri; Cyprinodontiformes; Fundulidae. Gene Ontology annotation, molecular function: protein kinase C binding. The record is from RefSeq and is a predicted model, not a curated record. Gene Ontology annotation, biological process: establishment or maintenance of cell polarity; centrosome cycle; regulation of cellular localization. Bases 116 to 916 code for a protein of 266 amino acids.